AUGGAAUCUGUCAAGGCCAUGGAUUCUGCAGAUGAUGCUGUCAAUGAGCCUCAGGACGGGGUCGACCAUUCAGUUGACGGUCCGGCCGACGAUUCAGUCGACGCAGCAUCCGAGGAGCCAACCGAGGCUUUGGAGUUUGCCAAGAAGAAAAAGAAGCGCAAGAGCAGGCCCGGCAAGACUCGUCGUGCGAUUACUGGAUUUGAAGUGGAAGCUGACAUGACAGAAUUCUACGCGGACCCCCCGACAACUCCUGCAGAGUACGCAGAGGAAAAGAAUCUCUACUCGGCCGACAAGCCCAUUGCUCAACGCCUCGAGGAAGCCAUCCAGCGCUACCGUCAGAAGCGCCGAUUCGACAAUCAGAAAUCUUUCAUGUUUGACAAGUACCUGGCUUUGGGUGGCAUUGAUUCUUCCCAGCGAAUGUUCCAGGGUCUCGACGCGGCCGACGCCAAGGACAUGAAUGCCGAAGAGAUUAGACAAAUGACUUCGCGAUAUGCAGUCCAGAGGGGCUUUGCAGGCUCCAAGUUUUACGAUCCCGAUGAGCCUGGUGACUGGAGAGUCGACUUUCCCAUCAUUGUCAAGGGCUUUCUGUCUCGUUGGAUCCCCGAGAACUACCCUUGCAAUUCCGACCCCCACGAUGACAAUGUUCAGGCUGCAGCUCUGAUUGCCAACUUUCUCAACUACUUGCAGCUACAUGACGUCUGUCCCGAAUACAAGGCUCAGCUUGUGACUGCCAAGGCCAUUUGCGAAGUGGCACCUGUUUCUCUAGGCCAUGCCCGAGAUCUCUUUCAAGAGCUCAAGGGUGUCUUUAACACCAUUGCCGAGUCCCUCUAUUGCGACGGCGGUGUUUUCGAGGUUUACACCUCCCCUGUCGACGACAAUGAGAGCUUGCCCGAGCAACCUGGUGCACAGCAUGUCAAGUUGAAUUCCUACAACCAGUUUCUCAUCUUGCGGCUGUCAAUCAUGGCUGCCUCCAAUGACUUGAAGCAUCCCAUUGUUGAUUUGGACCCUCAAGACGUGCGCGUUGAGAGCACCUUUGUCGAAACCUACCAGGUCGUGUCCAUCAAGCGACGCACCAAGAGGGAGAUGAACAUGUGGGAUAAGCAGUUGGCCCAAUCUGAUUUCAAAGACAAGGUUCAAGCCAUGGGAAGCAUGGUCCUACGUCCCAGCGUCAUUGAUCACGCAUACAGCAACGCCCUACGUCCUGGUCGGGUUGAUUUCAGCAAGGCACCCACAGAGACCUUUAUCGUCGACAAUGACAUUCUCGAAAAGGUCGAGUUGGGAAUGAAGAUGCGGUUGCAAGUCUGCAGACUGAAUAUUGGAACCGUAUUCAUCAAAAACGUCAUUGAUGUUCGCGUCGGCUUUGACGUUUUAUUGCCGCAGAGUCUGAUGCUCAACUGGAAGGAUCCUAGUCCAAAUGACAGGCCUGCCCCGUCCAUUCACGACAUUGAUCAGAACAAUGGCCAUGAGCAGACUGGCACGAAUGAAGACGAUCUAUGA
Pestalotiopsis fici W106-1 is the source of this 1497-nucleotide messenger RNA. RefSeq lists its product as uncharacterized. Gene Ontology annotation, cellular component: ARC complex. The record is from RefSeq and is a predicted model, not a curated record. The transcript has 3 exons. Lineage: Eukaryota; Fungi; Ascomycota; Sordariomycetes; Amphisphaeriales; Sporocadaceae. Gene Ontology annotation, biological process: regulatory ncRNA-mediated gene silencing. The coding region runs from base 1 to 1497 and encodes 498 amino acids.